CCAGAUCGCUUAUCAUCCUCAGCUCCUUCUUCCCUCCCACUUAUAUCCGUAUAAAGUAAAGCCUCUGAUGCAGGCGGCGCCACCCGUAUGGCCGCCGCGCUCUAUUGCAGCUGAUUGCUAAUUACUUUCCCAGAAAGUUUUAUUAAAGAACAAUAGUAUUCAAAUCGGCGGCGAACCAUACAAUGAAGAGUUCUUUGAACCGGAAGAAGCGUUUUGGGUCGGGUCGUUCUCUUUCUUCCUCUACACUUCAGCCUCUCCUCAACCUCCGCCUCCUCUUCCUCUUCGUUCCCACAUAAAUUCCGGCGAAACCCAUUCCGCUUUUUCCUAGGAUGUCAUCUGAGCCUUCUCUCAUACUGUCUCUCUUCACCGACGACGUUCUGGGUCGGAUUUUGUCCUUUAUCGCCGAUGACGACGCCGACCGGAGAUCUUUCCGGGCGGUUUGCCGGAGCUUCUUACGAGUUGACUCGCUCCACCGGACCCACCUCCGGAUCCUCCGCCCCGAGUUCAUCCAGCCUCUGCUCGCCAAGUUCCCGCGCGUCGACUCGCUCGACCUCUCCGUCUGUCCCCGCAUCGACGACGCCGCGAUGGCGGCGCUGAUGGGGAACGGGUCGGGCCGGGCCGCGCGGGUGAGGAGGCUGGUGCUAAGCCGCUGCGCCGGGCUGAGAUUCCACGGGCUGGAGAUGCUGGCGAGGUCUUGCCCGUUUCUCGAGGCCGUCGACGUCUCGUACUGCUGCAAUUUCGGGGAUCGCGAAGCCGCCGCGCUGUCGUGCGCGGCGAGGCUGAGGGAUCUGAGGUUGGAUAAAUGCCUGGGCGUAACCGACGUAGGUUUGGCUAAGGUUGCCGUCGGGUGUUCCGGUCUCGAGAAGCUGAGCUUGAAAUGGUGCCUCGAAAUCACCGAUCUCGGCAUUGAUCUUUUAGCCAAAAAGUGCCCACACUUGAAGCUUCUAGAUAUCUCUUACUCAAAGGUCACAAACGAGUCGUUGCAAUCCAUUAGUAGUAUGCAAAAACUGGAGGUUUUGGCUAUGGUGGGCUGUGGAGCAGUUGAUGAUUCAGGUUUGCAUUAUCUUGGAAAAGGCUGUCCUUUGCUUCAGGACCUGAACAUAUCGAGGUGUGACAAACUGAGUUUUUCUGCUUUGGCUUCAUUCGUGAGUGGACAUUCGGGCAUUCGACAGAUCCAUGCCAGUUACUGCUUCUAUGAGCUUCCUACAAGCUUCAUCAACCAGCUGGUGGAUGUAAUGAAUCUGAAGAAACUCAUCAUUGAUGGGGCACCUGUUUCUGACACGUGCUUUAAAAUAAUUAGCACCAAUUGCAAGUUUUUGGUAGAAAUUGGACUGGGAAAAUGCAAAGGAGUAACCGACGGUGGAAUUGAGCACUUGGUGUCGGGAUGUGUUAAUUUAAAAGUAAUAAAUCUUACGUGCUGUGGUGACAUCUCAGAUACUGCAAUCUCGGCAAUAACUGAAUCUUGUAGGGAUCUUGUUUGCCUAAAGUUGGAGUGCUGCAACUUUCUAACGGAGAAGAGUCUUGAUCUUCUCGGGUCUCGAAGCUUCCUACUCGAGGAGAUUGAUCUUACCGAUUGUCCUGGAGUUAAUGACACUGGACUCAAUUAUCUGUCCAAGUGCUCAAAGCUGCUUUGUCUAAAAUUGGGACUAUGCACUAACAUUUCGGACAAAGGACUGAACUAUGUUGCUUUAAACUGCAAAGAGAUUCGUGAACUUGAUCUAUAUCGAUGUACGGGGAUAGGCGAUGAUGGAAUACACGCUCUAUCAACUGGUUGCAAGAAAUUGAAGAAACUCAACUUGUCUUAUUGCAGCGAGAUUACUGACAGAGGGAUGGAGUAUCUAGGCCAUCUACCCGAAAUCUCUGACCUCGAGUUACGAGGUCUUUUAAACGUAACAGCCACAGGCUUGACCACUCUUGCAUCUGGUUGCCAGAGACUUGCAGAACUGGAUCUAAAACAUUGUACAAACAUCAGCGAUUCGGGAUUUUGGGCCCUUGCUUAUCACUCGAGAAAUUUGCAACAGAUAAAUUUGAGUGAGUGUUCAAUAUCAGAUGUGGGGCUGUGCAUGGUGAUGGGGAACUUGAGGUGCUUGCAGGAUGCAAAGCUAGUAAAUGUUGGGAGAGUAUCAGGAAAUGGUGUUGAGCUUGCCCUCAGAGCUUGCUGUGCAACCCUUAAAAAGGUGAAGCUGCCUCAUUCUUUUAGGUAUAUGCUUUCUGCUGAUAUCGUUAAAACACUUUUAGCAAAGGGUUGCAAGAUUAGAUGGGAUUGAUUAGAUCAUCUCCACCCUCAAAAGGUGAAGUCCCUUGUGAAGGAUAGAGAGGAUAAAUCACGAUAACUCAGUGACCUCUUAGGAGGUAGGAUGAAUGUUAAAAACUCUU
Messenger RNA from Ipomoea nil (Japanese morning glory), 2376 nucleotides. RefSeq names its product F-box/LRR-repeat protein 3. The transcript has 7 exons. Gene Ontology annotation, biological process: SCF-dependent proteasomal ubiquitin-dependent protein catabolic process. Gene Ontology annotation, molecular function: protein binding. Gene Ontology annotation, cellular component: SCF ubiquitin ligase complex. The record is from RefSeq and is a predicted model, not a curated record. NCBI's taxonomy places the organism in Eukaryota, Viridiplantae, Streptophyta, Magnoliopsida, Solanales, Convolvulaceae. Bases 330 to 2267 code for a protein of 645 amino acids.